AUGGAAAAAACAAAUACUCCUUAUUAGGCCUUAUUUUAACCAUUUAAAUUAGGUCUAAUAGAAAGAACAGGAUGCUUUUCGACAACAGUAGUAUCCCCUGGAUUGGAUUGUAAUAACAGAAUAACAUUAUCUGCAAUGACAAGAGGCAGAUGUGGAAAAGACUUAAUUCCUACAGAUUAACAUGUUGAAUACUAUGCAUAAAGAGCACCUAGUGGGUUUAUUGUUACAGAAUCAGCUUCUAUAAGCGAUCGUUCUUUAGCAUAUGGUGGAGCACCAGGAAUAUUUAAUGAUGCUUAAGCUUAAGGAUGGAAAAAAGUAGUUGACAAAGUACAUUCAAUUAAAGGUAACAUCUUCAUCUAAUUACUUCAUUGUGGUAGAUAAACUCAUUCUAGUUUAUAAAAUGGGUAAAUUCCUUUAGCACCAUCACCUAUAGGAAUUCGAGGAUAGAAUUAGAUUGUUAAAUAAAACUAUGAAGUUCCUUAAGAGAUGUCUUUAUAAGAUAUUACUUUAGUAGUAAAAUAAUAUAGAGAGGCAGCAGAAAGAGCAAAAAAAGUUGGUUUUGAUGGAGUAGAGUUAAACGCAGGACAUGGACAUUUACCAGAUUAAUUUUUAAGAGAUAGUGCUAAUAAAAGAACUGAUGCUUAUGGUGGGAACCCAUAAAAUAGAUGCAAAUUUUUACUAGAAGUUGUUUAGUAAUUAAUAGAAGUAUUUGGAGCAAACAGAAUUGGUGUUAAAUUAACUCCUGUAACGCAUCAUGCUGAUAUGAAUGAUUCAAAUCCCAUACAAUUAUAUUAAACUUUGUUGAGAUCAUUAAGCAAUUUGAAAAUUGCAUAUGUUGUUCUCAAAAAUGAAAAUGAUCCAGACAACUUCUAAGAUUUCGGAUAUCCAUCCUCAAAAAAAUAAAUCCCUUGUGUUUAUUCAGCAUUUAGAAACUAUUUUACAGGUGCUAUUGUUGCAAAUGGUGGAAUUUCUUUAGAAGAAGCAGAUUAAGGAAUCAGAUUAGGAAAAUUCGAUUUCGUUGCCUUUGGUCAACUUUUUAUAUCAAAUCCAGACCUUGUUGAUAGAGCUAGAAAUGGCUAUUAAUUAAACAAAAAUAUAGAUUGGGGAACUGCUUUCUAUGGAGAUUAAAAAGGAUAUACUGAUUACCCAAAAUAUUAGGUAUCAUAAAAUGUUUAAAGUGAAUUAUUAAAACCCUUAAAGAUUAAUGAUUUAUUCUUACCAAAUAGAAUAACUAUGUCAGCAAUGGAUAGAGUAAGAACUCCAGCUCCAUAUAUUCCAACUGAAUUGAAUGCAUUAUAUUAUGCUUAAAGAGCAACAGCUGGAUUAAUAGUUUGCGAAGCAACUCCAGUAAGUUAAAGAUCUAUAUCAUAUCCAGGAUCACCAUGUAUCUAUAAUGAUGAAUAAGCUAAAGGUUGGGCUUUAGUAACAAAGGCUGUACAUGAUAAAGGAGGUAGAUUGUUUUUAUAAUUAUUUCAUGGAGGAAGAAAAACUCAUUCAUCAUUAUAAAAUGGUUUAGAACCUUGGGCUCCAUCUGCAAUUGCAAUAAGAGGAAAUUGUUAUAGUGCUUAAAAUAAACCUUUUGAAGUACCACAUGAAAUGACUGAAGCUGAAAUAUAAUUAACCUUAUAAGAAUUUGUUGAUGCAGCUAAAAGAGCUAAAACUGCUGGAUUUGAUGGAGUUGAAAUUAAUGCUGGUAAUGGACAUCUACCUGAUUAAUUUCUUAGAGAUAGUUCUAAUAAAAGAACUGAUUAAUGGGGAGGUAGUGUUGAAAAUAGAUGCAGAUUUGUCAUUUAACUUGUAUAAAAAUUAAAUGCAAUCUAUCCAGGUAGAGUUAGUAUUAAAUUCACUCCUAUUGGUCAUACUGGUGACAUGAAUGAUAGUAAUCCUAUUUAAUUAUAUACAUAUCUUUUAACAUAAUUAUCCAAACUCAAUUUGGCUUAUGUCACGUUGGUUGAAGAUAAAAGUUAAGAGAAUGCUGAAGGUUUUGGUUAUCCUGCUUCUGAUAAGUAAAUUUAAAAUCUUUACAAAUCAUUGAGGCCACAUUACAAAGGAACUCUUUUUGCAAAUCAUUCUAUCACUCCUGAAAGAGCAAAUCAGGAUAUUAAAGAUGGCUUGUAUGAUGCAGUUUCCUUUGGAUAAUUAUAUAUAAACAAUCCAGAUUUGGUAUAUAGAGUCAGAAAUGCUUUCUAACUCAAUACUAAUUUUGACUUCAAGACCUAUUUCGGAGGUGAUGAAAAGGGAUACACUGAUUUCCCCACCUUUGAUGAGGAAAAGAAGCAAUGAAAGGAUUUUGAUUAUUAUAUCAUAAGUAUCAAAAAUUAUAAAUACACAU
Messenger RNA from Paramecium sonneborni, 2332 nucleotides. NCBI's taxonomy places the organism in Eukaryota, Ciliophora, Oligohymenophorea, Peniculida, Parameciidae. The record is from the annotation of a GenBank genome assembly.